CCCCGCCAGCCGCGAGAACGCCGGCGCUUCCCCCGCGGAGCUCCGCCCUUGAAAGCUCGCUGGCUAUUCGCUUUCGCAACAUCCCUAGGGCCCCGCCUCCUCAGCCUCCCGGGGCAACCUUCUCCGUGCUGGCUUCUAGGCUCCGCCUCCUCUGCGUUCGACGCAGCCUCCGCCGGGCCUCCCAGGAUGCAGCUCGCUGGCGGGAGGUUUGGAGCAGAUAGAUACUGUAUCCGCGUGGGGCAUCCGGAAUGUUGCCGUUGCGUUGAGGGUUAGAAACAUCAACUGGAAUCAAUUUGCAUUUGAAAAUUAGAUCAACACAGAGAUUGAUAUUGUGGAACGACUAGCAAACAAGCAAUGUCAUCUAACGAACAAGAAAGGCUCUUGUGUUAUAAUGGGGAAGUCCUUGUUUUCCAGUUGUCUAACGGAAAUUUUGCAGAUAAAGAACCUACAAAAACACCCGUAUUACAUGUCAGAAGAAUGGUAUUUGACAGAGGAACAAAUGUAUUUGUUCAGAAGUCCACUGGACUUUUUACCAUGAAGGAAGAAAACUCUCAUUUAAAAAUCAUGUGUUGUGACUAUGUGUCAGAUUUCAGAACUGGAAUUAAUCUCCCUCACAUUGUGAUACAAAACAGUAAAAAGAAUAAUGUUUUUGAAUACUUUUUACUAAUUCUUCACAGUACCAAUAAAUUUGAAAUGUGUUUGAGUUUUAACCUAGGCUAUGAGAUUAAGGAUAGCCUAAGGGUCCUUAAUGGCCCUUUAAUUUUGUGGAGGCAUGUCAAAACAUUCCUCUUUAUCUCUUCUCAAACUAGCAAAGUUAUUAGUGUGUUAGGUAACCUUUCCUCUAUUCAGUGGGCAGGGGAGAUUGAAAAUUUAGGUAUGGUUUUAUUGGGACUAAAGGAAUGUUAUUUAUCUGAGGAAGAAUGUACUCAGGAGCCUUCAAAAUCAGAUUAUGCAAUUUGGAAUACCAAAUUUUGUGUAUAUUCUCUUGAAAGUCAAGAAGUAAUAAGUGAUACAUACAUUAUUCCUCCUGCUUAUAGCAGUGUGGUGACUUGUAUACAUAUCUGUGCAACUGAGAUCAUCAACAACCAGUUAAGAAUAUCUCUUAUCGCCCUUACUCGAAAGAAUCAGCUGAUUUCAUUUCAGAAUGGAACUCCUAAAAGUGUGUGCCAGCUUCCAUUUGGAGAUCCUUGUGCAGUUCAACUUAUGGAUUCGGGUGGAGGAAACCUCUUUUUCAUUGUAUCCUUUAGGUCCAAUAAUGCUUGUGCUGUAUGGAAAGAGAACUUUCAGGUUGCUGCUAAGUGGGAAAAAGUUAGCUUGGUAUUGAUAGAUGACUUUAUUGGAAGUGGAACUGAACAAGUACUCCUACUUUUUAAGGACGACUUGAACUCAGAUUACCUGACUUCAUUUAAAAUAACAGAUCUUAGAAACAUAAACUAUUCGAGUGAACCAUCGGAUUGCAAUGAAGAUGACAUAUUUGAAGAUGAACAAGAUAAUCGUUACUUGGUGGUUCCGCCUCUGGAAGCAGGACUGAAAGUUGGUUUUUCUUCUUUACGGGAAUUACGGCAGCAUCUCUUGCUUAAGGAAAAAAUUAUUUCAAAAUCUUACAAAGCUUUAAUAAACCUGGUUCAAGGAAAAGAUGAUAAUACAUCAAGUGCAAAGGAGGAAUGUCUUGUUCCUCUUUGUGGUGAAGAAGAAAAUUCUGUCCAUAUCUUAGAUGAAAAGUUAUCAGACAGUUUUCAAGAUUCAGAACAGCUAGUAGAGAAGAUAUGGUAUCGUGUAAUAGAUGAUAGCUUGGUUGUUGGAGUGAAAACUACAUCAUCUUUGAAGCUGUCCCUGAAUGAUGCGACUUUGUCACUGUUAAUGGAUCAAGCCCAUGGCUCUGGAUUUCGGCUUCUUAAGUGCCAAAAUAGAGUGAUUAAGUUGAGUGCAAGACCUUUCCCAGCACCAUACUUGAUGCCAUGUGAAAUAGGAUUGGAAGCAAAAAGGGUCAAAUUGACCCCUGAUAGCAAGAAAGAGGAAAGCUUUGUUUGUGAACACCCAUCUAAGAAAGAGUGUGUACAGAUAAUUACUGCUAUAACAUCUCUUUCACCACUUUUAGCAUUUAGCAAAUUUUGUUGCACUGUACUGCUACAAAUUAUGGAGACGGAGAGUGCUAACUGCCUUAAAAAUCAUUAUGUUGUGUGUGGCAGAGUUGUUUUAAGUCUAGAAGAUCUUUCAGCUGGGAAGUACCUACUGACAUUUCCAAAGAAGAAACCUAUAGAGCACAUGGAAGAUCUUUUUGCACUUCUCGCAGCAUUCCACAAAUCUUGUUUUCAAAUCACAUCACCUGGCUAUGCCCUGAAUUCAAUGAAAGUUUGGCUCUUAGAACAUAUGAAAUGUGAAGUAAUCAAAGAAUUUCCAGAAGUAUACUUUUGUAAAAGGCCAGGAAGUUUCUAUGGGACACUCUUCACCUGGAAACAAACAACACCAUUUGAAGGGAUUUUAAUAGUCUGUUCCAGGAAUCAAACAGUUAUGUUCCAGUGCCUUCAUAAUCUCAUCAGAAUUCUUCCUAUAAACUAUUCCCUCAAAAAUCUAAAAUCAGGAAGUGAGAAUUUCCUAAUUGAUAAUAUGGCAUUUACUUUGGAGAAGGAACUAGUCACCCUUAGUUCUCUUUCUUCUGCCAUAGCUAAAUAUGAAAGCUAUUUUGUACAAAGCUGUGAAGUGAGCAAAGGAAAGAGUAGUGUCAUCGCGGCUACUUUAUCAGACAGAAGGGAGGAAAUCCAUCCCUACAGAAAAAAACUUCAGAGAGAAAAGAAGAAAAUGUUGCAAACGAACCUAAAAGUGAGUGGUUCCCUUUACAGAGAAAUAACUUUCAAAGUAGUUGAUGUUCAAUUGAAAUCAGACUUUGCUGCACAGAAACUGAGUAAUUUAUAAUUAUAAUCUCAAUUUGAUCAUAGUUUAAAAUAUGUUUUCACCAUCACAUAAGAUGUUGGUUCUACUUGCUACAUGCCUCCUUUGUAAAAAUAAACACUGAGGCUUACUGUAGUAGAAUCUUCAGUUUUGAUGAUGCAUAAAAUAAACAUAGGCGGUUCUCAAUUAGGGCCAUUUUAGGUCCCUCUCCUCUACCCCUAAGGGGCAUUUGGCUAUGUUUGGAGAUAUUUUUUUUUUUUUUGGUUGUCAGAAGUUGUGGAGUCAGGAAGGGGUGAGGCAGGGGUGCUAUGGGCGUCUAGUAGAUAGAGGAAACCAGAGAUGCUACUAAACCUCCUACUAUGCACCAGACAGCCCCCCUACAACAACGAAUUAUCCAGCCCAAAACGUCAGUAAUGCAGAGGUUGAGAAAUCCUGUCUUAGAAUUACUUAAGAGAAGACUGAAAUGGUAUAAUAGUAUUUUGGUCUAAAUCUUUUAAAAACUUCAUUUCUUUCUUGUUGUCUGCUUAGUAAAACCUAGCCUGUAAAAAUAUACUUCAGAUAGAUGAAUUAAGCAAGGUGGUCAGGAUCCACAAUUUUCUGAAAUAUCAGUAUUUCUCCUACAGAAAUUUAAAUGGCAGAUUGUCUGGGUGAGACCAUUAAAAUUAAAGUUUUUUAAAACCCUUGUCAAUUUG
This is a messenger RNA of Cebus imitator (Panamanian white-faced capuchin), 3581 nucleotides long. RefSeq names its product FA complementation group B (gene FANCB). Gene Ontology annotation, cellular component: Fanconi anaemia nuclear complex. Gene Ontology annotation, biological process: negative regulation of double-strand break repair via homologous recombination; positive regulation of double-strand break repair via homologous recombination; replication-born double-strand break repair via sister chromatid exchange. Lineage: Eukaryota; Metazoa; Chordata; Mammalia; Primates; Cebidae. The transcript is spliced from 9 exons. The record is from RefSeq and is a predicted model, not a curated record. Bases 355 to 2913 code for a protein of 852 amino acids.